Molecule: messenger RNA, 1242 nt
Organism: Nestor notabilis (Kea)
Lineage: Eukaryota; Metazoa; Chordata; Aves; Psittaciformes; Psittacidae
Gene: IL11RA
Product: interleukin 11 receptor, alpha
Exons: 12
Coding region: 1-1242 (413 amino acids)
Biological process (GO): cytokine-mediated signaling pathway
Cellular component (GO): external side of plasma membrane; membrane
Molecular function (GO): protein binding; cytokine receptor activity
Source: RefSeq, a predicted model, not a curated record
AUGCACAGUCCCAUCCCAGGCCUGGGCAGGGUGAUGGUGUUCCUCGCAGCAGCCUUGGUGUCAGCCUCCCUUGCCAUCCCCGAAGACUGGGGAGAGGAAGGUGUGCAGUACGGACAAGUGGGGACAGACGUGACCCUGUUGUGUGCCGGUGCCCAUGCUGGCUCUGCGGUGCAGUGGAGACGGGCAGACACCGCGGCACUGCCGGAGGGCUCAGCCAUCCAUCAGGGAGCCCUGGUGCUGGCACAUGCCAGCCUGGCCACCAUGGGAACCUACAGCUGCCAUGGCGAGGACGGUGGCCUCCUGCAUGCUGUGUCCCUGCGGAUGGGGCACCUGCCGGGGGUCCCCUUUGUGUCCUGCAGAGCAUCCAACUAUGAGAAUUUCUCCUGCUCCUGGACCUCCAGUGUGGAGACCUUCCUCCCCACCAGAUACAUCACCACCUACAGGAAGAAAUCGCUGACAGGUGAAGAGAAGCGGAGGAAUAAGAACGGGCACAUGGGGCCGUGCCUGCAGGAUCCAUCCCGCCCCGGCACCUGCACUGUCCAUGGGUCCGAGUUCUGGAGCUCCUACCGCCUGAACAUCACCGAGGUGAACCCCCUGGGCUCCAGCUUCCGCCUCCUCGACGUCACCAUGCAGGCCAUCAUUAAGCCAGACCCUCCAGAGGGCUUGGUGGUGGAGCCCAUCCCCUUGGCCCCACGGCGGCUCCUCGUGAGCUGGAAGUACCCCUCUUCCUGGCCCAAGGAACCCCACUUCCAGCUCCGAUUCCGGCUCCAGUACCGGCCUGUCAUCCACCGCUCCUGGUCUGUGGUGGAGACGGUGAACCUAUCCGAGGUGAUCACAGAUGCCUUCGCCGGGCUGGAGCACGUGGUCCAAGUCAGCGCCAAGGAUUUCCUGGAUGCAGGGAAUUGGAGCGAAUGGAGUGCCGAGGCCAGGGCAACGCCAGCCAGAGAGCUGGUCACCACAGCGAGUGAAGAAACCACUACAGAUGCCAGCCUGGAGAGCCUGGCUGAGGAGCCCUCCCAGGCUCCUAACCCUGAGCCCAUCAAUCGCAGCGAGCCCCUGGAGAAGACGGCUGUCCUGGUGUCCCUCGGGAUCUUCGCCUUCUUUGUCCUGGCUGCUGUCCUCAUCGUCACCAUCCUCAUCUGGCUCCGGGUGAGGAAGCACGGCAAGGACAAGACCAAACCCCACAGCUUCUUGGUUGCUGCCACCCACUUGAAGGCACUGCCGAAGGCACAGAUCCUGUAG